Salmo salar (Atlantic salmon) is the source of this 4250-nucleotide messenger RNA. RefSeq names its product fibrinogen silencer binding protein. The record is from RefSeq and is a predicted model, not a curated record. Lineage: Eukaryota; Metazoa; Chordata; Actinopteri; Salmoniformes; Salmonidae.
AGGUCUGAAUACUUUCCGAAUGCACUGUAUGCUUAUUUACAAUGACGGCCUAGCAAGAGGCAAAAAGGCUAAACUUUCCAGUUUGAGUGUGUUUUGCAGCUUGUUCCAGACGCUAGCUGGAGCGAACUGAAAAGAGCAGCGACCCAGGGAUGUGUGCGCUUUGGGGACCUCUAACAGAAUGUGACUGGCAGAACGGGUGCUGUAUAUAUAUUUGUAUUGUUUUAUUUAACCUUUAUUUAGCUAGUCAGUUAAGAACAAAUUGAUAUUUUACAAUGAUGGACUACCCCGGCCAAGCCCUCCCCUAACCCGGACGACACUGGACCAAUUUGUGCGCCGCCCUAUGGGAUUCCCGAUCACGGCCGGUUGUGAUACAGCCCGGGAUCGAACCAGGGUCUGUAGUGCCUCUAGCACUGAGAUGCAGUACCUUAGACCGCUGCACCACUCGGUAGGGUUGCAGUAGGUAUCUCAGAUAGGGGGGAGUGAGGGUUUUUAUAAAUAAGCAUCAACCUGUGGGCCUUGCACCGGGUAUACAGAGACGGCCAGUUUACAGAGUGCCGUGAUGUGUCCUAUAAGGAGCAUUGUUGGCAAAUCUGAAGGCCGACAGGUAAAGAACAUCUAGCUGCUUGAGAGUACCCUUACCUGCUGAUCUAUACAUUUCUUCUCCGUAAUUUAGCAUGGGUAGGAUGGUCAUCUGAAUCAGGGUUAGUUUGGCAGCUGGGUGAAAGAUGAGUGAUUACGAUAUAGGAAAACAAGUCUAGAUUUAACCUUUGGGUUAUUUCCAAUGUGGUCCUUGAUGUAAAAGACAGGAUAAGAUGCUACGACCUCCGACAAGACAUCAAACAUGCAAAAGGACAAUAUAGGAGGAAGGUGGAAUCCUAUUACAUCGGCUCCGACGCUCGUCGUAUUUGGCAGGGCUUGCACACGAUAACAGAUUACCUAGGGAAACAGCCACGAGUUGUGUAGCGAUGCAGAACUCCCAAACAAGCCCAAUGCCUUCCGUGAAAGCCCCUGUUUUUCCAGAUGACUGUGAUCUCGCUCUCCGUAGCCGAUGUGAGUAAAACGUUUAAACAGGUUCACAAUCACAAGGCCGGAAUACCAGAGCGUGUUCAUCAAAGCAUGGCAGACCAGCUGGCAAGUGUCUUUACAGAAAUGUUCAAUCUCUCCUUGUCCCAGACUGUAAUGCCAACAUGUUUCAACGCACCACCAUUGUCCCUGUUCCCGAGAUCUCCAAGGUAACCUGCCGAAAUGACUGUAGUCAUGUGGCACUCACAUCUGUAAUUAUGAAGUCCAAGGCUGGUCAUGACACAUAUCAACACCAUCAUCCCAGACACCCUAAACCCACUCCAAUUCACAUACCAUCCCAACAGAUCCACAAUCACUGCCCUCUUCCACCUGGACAAGAGAAAUAACUGACAAUGCUGUUCAUAGACUACAGCUCAGUGUGCAACACCAUAGUCCCUCCAAGCUCCUCACCAAGCUAGGGACCCUGGGACUGAACCCCUCCCUCUGCAACUUAACCACAAAGCGCUACAGAGGUUGGUGCGGCAACCCAGUGCAUCACUGGGGCCAUGCUCCCUACCAUCCAGGACCUCUAUAUCAGGCGGUAUCAGAGGUAGCACUGAAAAAUUGCCAAAGACUCCAGCCACCAGUUUACUCUGCUACCGUCUGGCAAACGGUAUUGGAUCACCAGCUCUCGGACCAACAGGCCCAGUUAAAAAGCUGUUCAUUUUUGUCAGCCUGAUUUAGGCCUUUGCCGAUACUCGUUGGUGUAUUUUAAUUAUGACUACAAAUUCAAAGUAUUUUUAAUUUGCAAACCCUAACGUGUGCCUGGACUUGUAAUCUUUUAUGCCAUGUAACACCUAUUUGUGGUUAUAAUUUUUCCUUAAAACCAAGAUAAUGUAUAUGCUGCUUUAGAAAGGAAAUGCAGCAAACCAACAUCGCCUUUCUAAGGUGAGCGACACUUAGUCUAUCCAUUUAGGACUGGCAGGGAUGAAUUUAAUGCUCUGACUUGGGCUUCAGUGAAACAAACACACACUGAAUGAAGCCUAGCCAACUGUAACAAGCCUACGUUUUAAUGACAGCAGGUCCAGCAUUAUGCAAAUGAGCCUGGGUAGUGCAGCGGCAGCGCGAGGCAGAUUAGAGCUGUGCCUGGGAUCAGUGAGCACACGCGCUCUGUCCCCCCUCCCUCUAAGAGCAACUAGUGCCUCUGUCUGUCUCCUCUCCUUUCUCCGCUUUUCACUAGUUUUUCCCUCAUUCUGUUGUUCCCGUCCGCGGAUGAUUCGUGUGUUUCUCUUUGAGAAGCAGCUCUGAUUUUCCUUUGUGUCCAUUUUUUUUUAAUCGCGCAUUCGCACGGACUCGCGCUGCGCGCACACCGCUCCGGUUAAACCAGCGCCGUUUCCUCUUUUCUAGUUAAACGGAAAUAAGAAUAAAGAAAAUGCAUCUUUACAAUUUCAGCGGUAUUUCCCCAUCUAAGCACACAUAUUCCCCCCGUAUGUUAGUAUUUGGUGUAUAGCAGUUAGAACGAGCGCUGGUUUGAGGUUUAGAGAGACCGGGCUGUAAGUAGGUCGGGCUGGGUUUAAGCGGCUUUAGCCUGCGUCAGCCUAAGCUGGGAGGAAUUCACCCAAAGCCCUCCGCGGUAGGCGGGGGCCUAAACGAGGCUGGCCUAGUUAAGCCUGAUUCUUAUUGUUGCCCGUGUGUGUUGUGUAACACAGAGCAGAGAAGACCUCAGAUGAGAGAGAGUACAUGCGUUAGACAGAGACUGUUUGAUUGAGAAUUCAUGAAGGGGGAGAAAAAAGAGGGACAAGGAAGAGAGUGAGUGAGAGUUAAACCAGUAUUAGCCUGAGCCUCAUCACGGAACAGAAAGAAAAGGGAGGUAGAGAACCAGACCAAAUCUCAAAAGAAGGAGAGGAAAAGAAGCGAGAUAUUGUGUUGAGUUAGUGCUGGUGUCUAGGCCUGGCUCGGUCCAGUCUGGUUCCCUGGGCUAUGUUCUAAGAUGGCGUCUGGGUCCGUCUACAUGUCGUCCAGUAUGGUGGGUAAGGCUCGCUCCUCCAACUUCACCCUGUCUGAGAAACUGGACCUGCUGAAGCUGGUCCGCCCACACAUUCGCAUCCUGGAGGAGCACACCAACAAGCACGCUGUCAUCGUGGACAAGAACAAGUGCUGGGACACAGUGUCUGAGCAGUACAACGUCCUGGGGGGGGACAGGCCCCCCCGCACUGCCCAGGGCCUACGCACCCUCUACAAGAGGCUGAAGGAGUCGGCCAAACAGGAAGUGAUGCAACGGAGACACGCCCAGCCAGAGUACAGAGGAAGUAUAUCUGAACCAACCAGGAGAGUGAUGGAGAUGAUACCUCACCUUUUCCAUCACGGAGCUAUCCACCAUGAUAAAGACCCAGCGACGAUGCACAGGAUGAUGUAUAAGCAUGACUCUCCCAUGGAGCAACCUGGCAGCAGCUCUUCCCUCCCAGACUACCCAUCAAACCCCGUCACCCACCACCUGGACCAGGAUGUGGUCAGGCUGGACCAGGAUGUGGUCAGGCUGGACCAGGAUGUGGUCAGGCUGGACCAGGAUGUGGACGUGAAGCCUCCGCCAGACCUGACCAUCCUCUCCACGCGUGUGGGGGUGGUGCUAGGAGAGGGGGCGGAGGAGGAAGAUGAGUUGGGCAGUGUCCAUGGUUAUGACGGCUCCCUCUCUCCCUGCCCAUCCUCCGUCGUCCUGCCCCUCUCCACCUCACCCGUUCCACUGCAACGUGACCUUUACCCUCAUGACCACUACCCCCGCCGUGACCCUGACAGGCUCCGUCCCCUUCAGCUGGCCAAGGAGGAGCACGAGCAGGUCAUGACCAAUCACAGAAAGAUGGGCGUAUACCUGGAGGAGAAGAGGGAGGGGCUAAAGAGGAAGCAGGAAUUGGAGGAGGAGCUUCUGAGAGCAAAAAUCAAAGUAGAGAAACUGAGGGCAGCCAGGCUGAGGCAUGGACUUCCACUGCCCCUAUAACUAACACACCCAUGGCCUGACUGGACUGACCAUGUGGAACUCAGGAGGAUGCUCUGAAUUGUUUGUAUUUCUGUGUUGAAUGUUUAGCGUGUGGAAGAGGGGUUUGGUCUGACAAAUAAUGUUUGUGUGAUGAACAGUGACUUUGAGGGAGGAUUUAAAGGUCCAAUGCAGCCUUCUCUAUCUCAAUAUGAAAUCAUGUCUGGGUAACAAACAACCUUACUGUGAUUGUUUUCCAUUAAAAUGGUCAAAAAGAAAC